Molecule: messenger RNA, 738 nt
Organism: Cornus florida
Lineage: Eukaryota; Viridiplantae; Streptophyta; Magnoliopsida; Cornales; Cornaceae
Product: glutamate receptor 2.8-like
Exons: 4
Coding region: 1-738 (245 amino acids)
Cellular component (GO): plasma membrane
Molecular function (GO): ligand-gated monoatomic ion channel activity; signaling receptor activity
Source: RefSeq, a predicted model, not a curated record
AUGGGGACGACAGCUGACACCCUUUUUACAUUUGAUGCUGUCGUCGGUGAUAUAACAAUUCUUGCUGAUCGUUGGAGGAACGUGGAAUUUACUACACCCUAUACUGAGUCAGGGGAAAAGAUUAAACACAACUAUACUCGAGUGGUGGUGGUGGUGUGGCUUUUUGUGGUGUUGGUGGUAACUCAGAGCUACACUGCCAAUCUCUCUUCAAUGCUUACUGUGUCACGACUUGAUCCCAAUGUGGACUCCCUAAAGAAAAGCAAUGCCAUAGUUGGGUGCUAUGGCAAUAAAGUUAUAAGAGACUACUUGGUGAAUGUGCUUGAUUUCAAAAAGGAGAACAUCAGGAAAUUUCGCACCCAAUUGGAGUAUCUGAAAGCUUUUAAGAGUGGCAUUAUCUCAGCGGCAUUUCUUGAAGCCCCUUAUGCAAAAGCUAUCCUCAAGCACUACUGCGAUCAAUUUACUGUCACAGGACCAACUUAUGAAUUCGGAGGACUUGGCUUUGUCUUCCAGAAAGGCUCUCCUAUAGCUACUAAUGUUUCUGAAGCCAUUCUAAGACUAUUGGAAGACGGCACUCUGAAAAGAUUGGAAGAUGAGUACUUUGCUCCCUCCUCCGAUUGUUCAAACUUCCAGACUACCAAAAGCAACGGUAGCUUGAGCCUCCAGAACUUUUGGGGUCUAUACGUCUUCUACGUUGCCACUUCCACCAUUUGUUACUACUCUUCAUCAUGCAUUCGCUGA